This is a messenger RNA of Caenorhabditis briggsae, 543 nucleotides long. NCBI's taxonomy places the organism in Eukaryota, Metazoa, Nematoda, Chromadorea, Rhabditida, Rhabditidae. The record is from RefSeq and is a predicted model, not a curated record. Bases 1 to 543 code for a protein of 180 amino acids. The transcript has 3 exons.
AUGCAGCUUCAAAUUCUCACUUUCUUGGCGCUAUUCGCCGUCACGGCACACAUCGCCGAGGCCCGCAAACCAUGUCGAGCCAACCGACCGACGACCCCUGAACCAGCGAAUGGUCCUUGUAUGGCAGCAUGGGAUAACAUAAAAUCAGAAGACUCUAAGUUCGAAGAAUAUGCCCUAGCAACCAGUACAGUAUCCUCCGUCGCAGAAUGCGCUGAAGCUUGUAAGGCUGAUAUAAAAUGUGCAUAUAGUUACUUGAAAGGAGGGACAAAGUGUCUUACUUAUGAGAGGUUCAUUCCAACAGAUUUCGCGAAAAAUGGUGACAUGACUCUUAUUUUCAAGUUGUAUCUGAAUGGAACGACUACUUGUGAAACUGCAACGAUGCCUGGCUUGGCUGCUUCAAGAGAGAAGAUGUAUUAUCCGGAUGGUGGAUCAUACUGGUUGUUCGAUAACAUUUUCAACACUGUCGGAUAUGCCAGUUACAAUCCAGCACUUGGAUAUAAGAGAAGAAAGAGAAGCAUUCUGGGAUGGCUGCUCAAUUAUUAA